Messenger RNA from Lathyrus oleraceus (garden pea), 879 nucleotides. RefSeq lists its product as uncharacterized. NCBI's taxonomy places the organism in Eukaryota, Viridiplantae, Streptophyta, Magnoliopsida, Fabales, Fabaceae. Bases 1 to 879 code for a protein of 292 amino acids. The record is from RefSeq and is a predicted model, not a curated record. The transcript is spliced from 4 exons.
AUGAAGGUGUGGAAUGAGAGGUUUUUCAAUUUACUUGUUCUCCCAACAGUUGCUCGUUUCCCCUUUUUACUUGUGAUAAUUGUUUUGGCUUAUUUCUUUCUUUCAGCUGCCGAAAGGAAACCACCACAAAAAGGUCAUGCAAAGAAAACCAUUGCGACCAAAGAUGCAGUCGAAGAAGAAGCACCUACAAAACCAACAACAACAACAACAACAAAAGAGUUAUAUUUCGAAAGUCAAAAACCACCACCAACAUCAAAGAAACGAAAACUCAAGAACCCCAAGUUCCAGUGGUCGAAUCAGACGAUGGUUCAACCCAAAAAACCUGCUAUUCCAAAGGUGCUCGAGGUUGAUCCUGAGCCUGCUACUAAAACUACCCCUGAACGGCUUGAGAGCGAUAACUCCAGCUCCGAAGCUGAAGGUCAUAAGGGUGACGCGGAAGGUAUUGGGCAAUCAAGUGUCAAACAAAUUAUUCCUGUAAGUAGCAGUAACCCCUCGUACCAUCCUACCAGCACUCAUUUGUAUCAUCUUACCAUCACUCCUUCGUAUCAUCUUACGUCCACUAAAGAUUCAACAAAGGGAUUUACAGGGGAGAUUAGCAAGCCUGCUGAAGAACAACAAGAAGUUUCACCACAAAAAACUACCACCCAACAUUCUCAAACAACCGACUCUGAUCGAGAUGAAGAAGAAGAACAUCCCACCAUUGAAGUCCAAGAAGACGUGAAUAUGCAAGAUGCAGAGGAAGAUAUCCAAGACAAAUCGAAUGAUGCUUCGCCAGACAUUCUUGACCAAGUUAAAGAUGUCCCAGAUGAUGAGGAAGAACAAGAUGAAGAUCGUUCUAUGUUCGACAUCCCUCCAAUUGAUAAUCAAAACGAACAAUAA